UCUCCCCUCACUCUAUAAGAACAGCUGCACCAACAUCCAAGUUUCUCUGACUGCAGCCAUGAAUGUGUCGGGUCCUCUGCUGCUGCUGCUGCUCACCGCAGCCUGUAUGGUCAGCGGUGGGAUGCUGCCAAGAGCCUUAUGGCAGUUUGGGAGCAUGAUCCAGUGCGCUCAGCCCGGCGUUAACCCCUUUGUGUACAACGACUAUGGCUGCUGGUGUGGCUUCGGGGGGAGGGGAACUCCUCUGGACGACGUGGACGUGUGCUGUAAAGUUCAUGACAACUGCUACAAAGCGAGCAGACUGACUCCUGGAUGCACGGCUAUCGCCGACCUCCCUUACGUUCUCGUUUACGAUCACACCUGCUCCAACCAGCAGGUCACCUGCUCAGCGACCAACAACCAGUGCCAGGCUGCUGUGUGCGAGUGUGACCGGGUGGCGGCUCACUGCUUCGCUCAGAACCAGUACAACCCCGACAACAAGAACGUGGAUAAGAAAGUCCAGUGUGUCAACUGAGUUCACCAACAAACCACAACACAACACAGCACAACACAACACAACACACACCAGAUUCCUUUUCAGAGUUUAAUCUCUUGAUGAUUUGUGAAUCAAUCCUGAUCUGCAGAAGUUCGACUUUGUAAAGAAAUAAAUGCUUCAUUAAAAUAAAAACUAGAUGUCAGACUUUCUCA
Acanthopagrus latus (yellowfin seabream) is the source of this 684-nucleotide messenger RNA. Its product is annotated as phospholipase A2-like. Bases 59 to 511 code for a protein of 150 amino acids. Gene Ontology annotation, molecular function: calcium ion binding; phospholipid binding. Lineage: Eukaryota; Metazoa; Chordata; Actinopteri; Spariformes; Sparidae. Gene Ontology annotation, biological process: lipid catabolic process; phospholipid metabolic process; arachidonate secretion. The record is from RefSeq and is a predicted model, not a curated record. The transcript has 4 exons.